UCCGUGGCGCUGCGCGGAGAACAGGCCGAGGCUACGGUGGCCCUGACGCACUCUCUCCCAGUCCCAGCAGCCUCUUCUCCCAGUCCUAACUGCCUCUUCCCCCGAUGGCAACGACGGCGGCCGAGGAGCCGCGGGAACCGGCGGACGUCGCCGCGCUGACCACGCUCCCCGACUGCCGCGGCCAGCGCAGCAACGGCAACAACAACAACAACAAUAACAACAACAACAAAGACAGCGAGGCGGCGGAGAGCCCGAGCUCCGGCGGCGGCACCGAGACCGAGACCGAGCCCCGGACCGCGUCGCAGAGCAUCGGCAACGGCUCGGGCAUCCACCCCGGCGGGGGGAGCAACGGGAAGUGGGUCCGGCUGAACGUGGGGGGCACCGUGUUCCUCACGACCCGGCAGACCCUCCUCAAGGAGCAGACCUCCUUCCUGUACCGGCUGUGCCAGCAGCAGGACCUGCACUCAGACACGGAUGAGUCGGGGGCCUAUGUGAUUGACAGAGACCCCACCUACUUCGGUCCCAUCCUCAACUACUUGCGGCACGGCAAACUGGUCUACAACAAGGAGCUGGCUGAAGAAGGUGUCCUGGAGGAGGCCGAGUUUUACAACAUCACGCCCCUGAUCAAAUUGAUCAAGGAGAGGAUCCUGGAGAGAGACUCCAAAGCCACGCAGCAAGUGCCCCCCAAGCACGUCUAUCGGGUGUUGCAGUGUCAGGAGGAGGAGCUGACCCAGAUGGUCUCCACGAUGUCGGACGGCUGGAAGUUUGAGCAGGUCAGCGUGCGCACCUGCAGAAAGCCCCGCACCGGACUGCUCUGGACUAUGGUGAACAUCGGCUCGUCGUACAGCUACGGAACAGAAGACCAAGCCGAGUUCCUGUGUGUCGUGUCCAAGGAGCUUCACACGCCUGGGACUGGACUGGGGACAGAGCAGAGCCACAAAACAAAGCCGGCGGAGCUGCAGGAGGAGGAAGCAGCGAAGGAUGAGGAUGAGGAGGAAGAGGAGGAGGAGGGAGGGAGAGAAACCACACCAAAUGAGUGGCUUAGAGAAUGAGGGAGGCAUGUUGCUUUGUUCCAAAGAGAGGUGGGAUUGGCUUUUCCAGAUCCACGGGUCACGGAUGUAAAAUAUCUCGAGAAUUUUACCUAUUUUCCUCGGAGGCUCAUAACAACUUUCUGUACAUUAUGUCGUGUGUUGUGUGUCGCAUCAACGGGCGUUUUUAUGAGUUCACUGACAAAAUGACAGAUUACCAAAAAAGGAUUCAUCAAAAAUAUUUUUUAUUUUUCAGUGAGAUUUUAUUGUUAAAAAUAAUAAAUCAUGUGUGCAGAUGUUAUAUUGCUAAGUAGUGGAGCUUAGUAAAUUAUAACCAAAGAUCCAGAUGAAAGCAGACUGAACCAUGGUGCUUAACUAGGAUUACCUUGAUCCUGAUUGGGUUUGCAGCGAGAAGCGGUAAAAAUCCAACCGACAUCGGAGGCUGCAAAUAGAUCAGAAUGCAUCCGUUUUGUUUUCAGACAUGGACUCCAGAGGAUGUCCGCGGAAUUGGGUGCGGACGUUCUCCAGAGUUCGCCUUUCACAAAUGAACAAUACAGCAGGAGAUUCUCUGCCCACAGCAAAACAGAUCUCCGGAGGGUUAGGUGAGGGGUAACUUUUAAAUUCCGCUCUGGAUAUCACGUUUUUGUUUACAUCACAUGGACACCAACGUUGGCCCUAAUCCCGGCUGUCUUCUCGUUUGAUUGCAUGAGGCAAGUUUGCUCAAGAAAAAAAAAUCUCCAUGGCUGCUGAGAAGCACUCACGGCUGUUGGGAAACAGCUGUCAACUGCAAACAAUUUUCCCAAGACCGACUCUUUGUCGUUAAACAUGUAGGGAAUGAUGUUGGUAUCGUAGUUAUUUGUUUCCCUCGGUGUGAACGUUGGUUAACACCGGUUUGAUCUCAUUCUACCCAGACUCCACAGCCUGUGUGAGGCUGGAUCACAUCUUGUCAGCACAUCCUGACAGCGUGCACUGCAUACAGAAGCCUGUCUCUCUACCUCUUUGAGCCUUAAGCCCAUUUUCCUGCAGUAGACACCGGUUUGAAUAAGCUCCGGCUCCGAUUGGCAGUGAUUGAAACAUGAUACCCGGGGCGAACGCGCUAAUUUGACAAGACAGCGAGGUGAGAGAGCGCCUCGGCUUUUGGUGCAUCUGUUUCUCGUCCAACAUGAUUCACCAGAAAAAAACCCUGAAAGACACUCAUCUACUGGCAAUGACAGAAUAGUCAGGCUUCUUUUGGCGGGUUUCCCAAAGUAAAUGUUGGUUUAAAAGAAGUAUUCCUGAGAGAUGGCCUCCGUAUGCAAGUCAGCACACCUUCAGUUUGCUUUCAGGUUUAGUUUUGUGCUGUGAGUGUGAGCAUUGGUUAACACUAAUUUGAUCCUGCUGUAAAUACUGUUAGCUUAGUUUAUGUGGGUUUGAUUGGCAGAGAGAGUCCAACAGGGCCCGGAUUAGGAGCACACAUACACCGCUCUACAUUUCACUCCCGGCACCAGCUCCCUGACACAUACCUGCAUCACCACGUGCACCGUGCACGCUCAGCAGCAGUGUCGUCUCAGUCUGACGCCCUGGCCGUGAUCCACAGCCAGCUUUCAGAUCCCUGGCUGACAGAGAGGAGUGGAGGGUGCGUCAGGAAAGGCUCGAACAGAGAGAGGAGUAGAGGGUGCAUCACGGGAGUCAAGUGUCCUCUGUCUGUGGCUGUUGGAUAAAGAGCAGCACUUGAAUCCCACUAUCAGCUCAGUGCAGGUGUGUGGGUUAAAAUAGGUGGUCGGAUAACGCGUGACUUAAACGAUCUCUGCUGGCAAACCGUAGGAACUGCACUACACUGAGUCACCUGCACACAACUCCUGACAGCUCUAAUGACUUUAAAUACACCAAGUGCAAGAGAAUUCAAUUGUAGAUAUCAUUCUGAAAAUUCUCCUCCCAUGAGGAUUUGACAGCAAUCUGGAGGUGUAGUUGCUUGAUGUCAGAAAGCCUGACUUUAAAAAACUGUUUCAUCAGUAGAUAUAAAUGUGUAAAUACUAGGGUUGUCAAAAAAAUUAUAAUAAUAAUUAUUAUAAUUAUAGAAAAAUAAUACAUCAAAAAAAUUACUUAAAUCAGACUCACUCUUUGAUGUCGCUGUGAUGUCAUCUUCCUGUGUCUGGUCCGUCGGCGCUCUUGCUCUCGUCUGGUGAAAAACUAUCGACCCCCCCCCCCCCCAGUAGAAAAGAUCAUUAAAUUCCUCACAGUCCCAAAUGUCAGACGAGGACAGUUCAGAUGAGAAAUCAACUGAUGGGCUUGUGUUGGAAAAAACAAAGCACAGAAAAAGUGUCACGCAGUUCACUUAGUUGAGAUAUUUGCAAGGAGAGACCAAAUUAAACACAAAGCACAACAACAGCACAGAUGGAGCGGCAGAGUCACAUAACCUACGUUUACAUUUUGUACAUUUAUUAUUCAAUACACUGCUUAACUCAGCAAAUACUGACAUGUGCGCCUAUUUUAGAUUAAUUAAGCACAAUGCAUGUCGAUUAAUCAGAUAGUUUUUCUUGACAGCCCUAGUAAAUACACUAUUUAACCAAAUCAUUGUAGAACAAAUGCUAACGUGGAAAUGGGGAAGGAUGUCCACGCAGUUAUCUGGUUAGCCAAGCAGAGUUAGCUAUACUCGCCAAAUAAGCUAAACUCACCAUCAGCUGUCCAGAUACGAUGGUCAACAGCUUUCAAAACAUCCUGUCAUGUAUGAUAAUGAAUGACUAGAAUAAGAAAGCACCGUCAUCCUCAUUUACUGAUUUACAGUUUCAUUUGUUGACAAGGGCAACACCAGGAUGCUUUUAUGCCAUACAAUAGCAGCUGGUUCAUGAUACGUGGGGCUGCAGAGGGCGCUGUUGCUCGGUUACACUUACAUCGUGCUGCUUGAAUUUCCUUUUAGCGAACGUUAUUCCGAUGUGGUUUGCUCCUUAGCCCCCACUCCCUGAGGUUAGUCACCACCAGAGAGAUAUUUUCUACGAUCACAUAGAGCGUUUACCGUCUGCACCUCGUGUCGCCCCCCCCCCCUUUGCUGUAUAGCUCCUGUGUAACACUGACUGACCCACAACAUGCAGGAAACACACAAAUAGACUCGAGGCAAUAAGCAGUUAGAGUGUGAGACAAUCGAAAAUUUAGAUCGUAGUUGGAAACUUUUUUUACUAACAUUUUGAUAAUUGAAUCUGAAAAAAACAUACGCAAAUACAAUGAUAUGUGUGUGUGAUAAGGUAAAGUGUCUUGUCCGUUUAUAGCAUAGAAACAGAUGUAUGGACCUUUAGGAUCCUUGCAAUACCUUAUUAGUUGGAUAAGGUGAAUACAGUAAAUGUAAGAAUAGUGAAGAUACAGUUACUCAUCAUGCUUACGAUAAUCACAACAAAGCGGUAGGAGUGAGAAGACUGAAAGAGACAGAGUUUUGUUAAUUGUUGUGUUACUCCAGCUUUUUUCCAACUUGGAUCAUUCGGUGCCUUGAGGUCAAACAGAUAAACUGGGCGUGUCUAAAGACUGUUGUGUCACAUUCAACAUAGGCGUCACUACAUGCAUUUUUUUUAAAUCAGCUGUUUUAAUAUUUCAGUCAAAACUGGUCUCUUGUUUGUUCCUUGUUUGAAUUUGUAAAUUUCUUUCAGCUCAUGACAAUUGUAUUUUUCAGGACUUGUUCAAGCAGAGAUAAAGGUGAUACAUACACUGAACAUGCACUGGGAUGUCUUGUGUUUGUAUUUCCUAUCAGUAUUCAAGAGCGUGUUCUUUCAGUUUGAGAGCAGACCUAUUGAUUUCACGUUCAGAUUCUGUAAUGCUGUCACUCAAAACCUUGCGCUUGCACUCAAAUGGCCCCUGCUUAGACAGAUUUCAUUACAUGUGCACAGAAAAGCAGCAUGAGCGCUUGUUUAAUCUGUAGAAGCGACAAAUUAUCUGACUGCAAUCACACGAUUUGAAAAGAAGCACAUGCAGGAGCUGGAUUUUGAGCUAAAGCGUUAUUAAAUAUGAAAUCACUAAAUCCUGCUCCCACACGGAAACGCCACCCUCUUGAAUAAAGACAGGGGACCAAAACCCAAUGUUUGAGGUAAUGCUGUUUGAAGCAGCUUGUGUAGAAGGUUUUAGUUUUGUAUAAAACGUCAUGCCUUUUUUGUACAUUUUGUGUUGUCUUAUUUAUUCUUGAGGGUUUUUUUAAUGCUACAAAGUGAAAAGAACUUGGGCUUGACCUUUUUAAUUGGGUUGGGGGUUGAUGUCAUGUGGGUGGGUUAUCUUUUUAUGUUUCACUGACCUGUUGAUCUUCAACAGUUACAAAAGACAAGUCAAUCAGAUUUUUGCUGAAUAUGUUAGAUUUGAGUUCACUUAAAUGCUGUUGAACAGAUGCCAACCCAAAAAUAGAGUUUAGCAUUUUCCUUUCAAAAUACAAAUGUAUUAGCAUUAGGUCAGUUUUAUAAACCUCAUUUGGUUUACUGGAUUCACGCUGAAUUGAUCCACAUUGACACUAUUCUUUGGAGGGUUUCUGAUGUACUAUAGUGUGUUUUCACAUGGUAUUUGAUGUAAACAACAGUGCUCUUUUAUUACUCUUUCCAAAAAAACAUCUUUAUCUGAUGCUGGAGUUAUUUUUCUGCUGUUCACCUGAUGUCAUAUCUGAAUGCAAAAAACAUUGUGACAUGAAUUUAAGGCCUCGGAUAAAACUGCUUCAACAAACACUGUGUGAACAAAACACAUCUUCAUCAAUGUGUCUAUUUGAUUUAUUUUUUUCCCCUUUUUUUACUUAUUGUAUAUGAAUGUCGCUGUUCUACAAAAAUAAAACUUUGUUCUUUGGUUUGAAAUAA
Limanda limanda (common dab) is the source of this 5821-nucleotide messenger RNA. RefSeq names its product potassium channel tetramerization domain containing 17 (gene kctd17). The coding region runs from base 105 to 1052 and encodes 315 amino acids. The record is from RefSeq and is a predicted model, not a curated record. The transcript has 7 exons. NCBI's taxonomy places the organism in Eukaryota, Metazoa, Chordata, Actinopteri, Pleuronectiformes, Pleuronectidae. Gene Ontology annotation, cellular component: Cul3-RING ubiquitin ligase complex; cytoplasm. Gene Ontology annotation, molecular function: cullin family protein binding. Gene Ontology annotation, biological process: protein homooligomerization; proteasome-mediated ubiquitin-dependent protein catabolic process.